AUGGAUUUUGAACUGCGAAGAGCGAGAGAGAAGAUAGAGAAAGAGCAGAAGGAAAGAAAGGAGAAAGCGAGAUUGAGAGUUCUGAAGGAAAAGAAAGCCAAAGAGGAUGCUCGGAUUCAAAGGGAAGCCAUUGAAGCUGCUCAACGAUCUCGUCGUAUUGAUGCCGCUGAAGCUCAACUCAAGGCUGACCAAGAGAUGCAAGAAAACCUACUUGCUGGGAGGGGAAUUGUAUUUUAUCGUUUACUAGAAGCUGUCCCUUAUCAAGGCAUUCAAUUUACUGACGAAGAGAAAACGGGAACCACCCAUUCAGGAGUUUUAGAAUUCACUGCCGAUGAAGGUUCAGUGGGUCUUCCUCCUCAUGUAUGGAAUAAUUUGUUUUGUGAAGGUUCUAUUAUGGAAUCUCCAUUGGUUGAAGUCCGCUAUGUUUGGCUUCCAAAAGGGACUUAUGCGAAACUUCAACCUGAAAGAGUAGGAUUUUCUGACUUACCAAACCAUAAAGCUAUCCUCGAAACAAGUCUUCGGCAGCAUGCUACUCUUUCUCAAGGUGACAUUUUCAUUGUAAACUAUGGAGAACUUGAAUACAAAUUGAAGGUGCUUGAGUUAAAACCUUCUUCAAGUGUAUCUGUUUUAGAAACAGAUAUUGAAGUUGACAUAGUUGAUCCAAUUGAAUUCUCAGAACAGACUCAUCAACAUGUUUUGAUUCCAGUUGUAUUUCGGACGUCACAAACCGGAACAGUAGAAGAAGGAAAGUUUGUGUAUUACAAGUUUUCAAUAGACAAUGACACAUGGGAGAAAAUUUCUAGUGGGAGUUCUAGUAUUGAGGUAAAAUUAGAAUCAGAGACAAAUGAGGGAGACACUGAUCUUUUCAUUUCUAGACAUCCUCUCAUAUUUCCUACACGACACCAACAUGAGUGGUCUUCCCAUGAUAUUGGAUCAAAGACUUUGAUUCUCAGCUCUAAAGAUAAAAAUUUGGCUGCGGGGACUUACAGCAUUGGUGUAUACGGCUUUAAAGGAUCAACUGAGUACAAGCUAUCAGUCACGAUUCAAGAUAAUUUAAACCAAAAAUUGGGUCAGCAAGCAUCAUCUUCUAUGUCAUCCAUGGAAUUGGAUACUGAACAAUGCAGGAAUUGCAGGCAUUACAUACCCUCAAGGACCAUUGCACUUCAUGAAGCUUACUGUACCAGGCACAAUGUUACUUGCCAGCAUGAAGGGUGUGGAGUUGUUCUUAGAAUCGAGGAGUCCAAAAAUCACAUUCAUUGUAACAGGUGUGGUCAAGCUUUCCAGCAGGCAGAAUUGGAAAAACACAUGAAAGUUUUUCAUGAGCCACUUAAAUGCCCUUGUGGAAUAAUACUUGAGAAAGAGCAAAUGGUGGAACAUCAAGCAUCAGUUUGCCCCUUACGACUGAUUUCAUGCCGGUUUUGUGGUGAUAUGGUUCAAGCUGGAAGUUCUGCCAUGGAUGUCCGUGACAGAUUAAGAGGAUUGUCUGAGCACGAGAGUGUUUGUGGGUCAAGGACUGCACCUUGUGAUUCUUGUGGACGUUCAGUAAUGUUGAAGGAGAUGGACAUACACCAGAUUGCUGUUCAUCAAAAAGGCUAA
Vicia faba (fava bean) is the source of this 1596-nucleotide messenger RNA. The record is from the annotation of a GenBank genome assembly. NCBI's taxonomy places the organism in Eukaryota, Viridiplantae, Streptophyta, Magnoliopsida, Fabales, Fabaceae.